CCAUCGGAUCACUGACACUCAUAAAGGCCGCCAUUAUUCAGCUGAGAUGUCUUCCUUCCACCACCAAUUUAUUGCUCCCACUCCCCACCCUCUCCUCUCUUUAUUUAAUGUUUUAACCUAAUUCAAACAAAAACAGAGACAAGGAAAGGGAGUUCACUGCCCUCCCACUUUUGAUUUGAUUGAUUUAGGAGUGGGGAUGGGGGAUUACGUUGUGAAGGUUGAGGAUGGAAGGGGUGCGAGCGACGGGAAGCCGUCGGCAGGACCGGUGUACCGCUGCAUUUAUGCCAAGGAUGGGCUUCUCGACAUCCCCACUCACUUCGACUCUCCAUGGAACUUCUUCAGUGCCUCCGUGAAAAAGAACCCAAAUAACCAGAUGCUGGGCCGCCGUCAAAUCAAGGACGGAAAGGCGGGUGCAUACACUUGGCUAACGUACCAGCAAGUCUAUGAUGCAACGCUCAAGAUCGGUUCCGCUAUGCGACGCCGUGGUGUCAAUCCCGGAGACAAAUGUGGCAUAUAUGGAGCUAACUGCCCCGAAUGGAUUAUCGGCAUGGAGGCUUGUAUUGGUCAAUCUGUCACAUACGUACCACUGUAUGAUACACUUGGUGCAAAUGCAGUGGAGUUCAUUAUAAAUCAUGCUGAAGUUUCCAUAGCUUUUGUCCAGGAAAGCAAGCUAGUACCUAUACUAACAUGUCUCCCCAAGUGUGUCUCACAUCUGAAAACCAUUGUCAGCUUUGGGAAGGUGUCUGAUAAGCACAAGGAGACAGCUGAGGAACUAGGUGUAGCUUGCUUCUCCUGGGAAGAGUUUGCUCUAUUGGGAGAUUUAGAUGAAAAUCUUCCUCCUAAGAAGAAGACCGACACUUGCACGAUAAUGUACACCAGUGGCACGACGGGAGAACCAAAGGGUGUCAUCCUAUCCAGCGCUGCUUUCAUGGCAGAAGUCUUGUCUAUGGAUCAACUUCUUCUAGAGACAGACAAAGUGGGCACAGAAGAGGAUGUAUACUUUUCCUUCCUUCCACUAGCCCACAUAUUUGAUCAAAUUAUGGAGACCUACUGCAUCUACCGUGGGUCCUCGAUUGGAUUUUGGCAAGGGGACAUUAGAUUUCUGAUCGAGGAUCUUAUUGUGUUGAAGCCGACUAUCUUUUGUGGGGUUCCACGAGUUUAUGACAGGAUAUACACAGGCAUUAUGGAUAAGAUCUCUGCGAGUGGUGCGCUGAGGAAGUCUCUUUUCCAGAUCGCUUACAAUUAUAAAUUAAGGAACCUGGAGAAAGGACUCAGGCAAGAGGAAGCGUCUCCUUUCUUCGACAAGCUGGUCUUCGAUAAGAUUAAACAAGGAUUUGGUGGAAGAGUUCGUCUCAUGUUGUCUGGAGCCGCACCGUUGCCUAAGCACAUCGAGGAGUUCUUGAGGGUCACAUGCUGCUGUGUGUUGUCCCAAGGAUAUGGCCUUACAGAAAGUUGUAGCGGGUGUUUCACUUCCAUAGCAAAUGUGUACCCUAUGAUGGGAACAGUGGGCGUCCCCAUGACGACAAUCGAGGCGAGGCUUGAAUCAGUGCCUGAGAUGGGAUAUGAUGCGCUUUCUUCUGUUCCGAGAGGUGAAAUUUGUCUAAGGGGGAGCACCUUAUUCUCUGGAUACCAUAAACGCCCUGAUCUUACAGCAGAAGUAGUCGUCGACGGCUGGUUCCAUACAGGUGAUGUUGGGGAGUGGCAGCCAAGCGGAGCACUGAAGAUCAUCGACAGGAAAAAGAACAUAUUCAAGCUGUCCCAAGGGGAGUAUGUGGCUGUGGAGAGUAUCGAGAGUGUUUACUCGCGAUGCCCACUUAUUACAUCGAUUUGGGUAUACGGUAACAGUUUUGAGUCAUUUCUGGUGGCUGUGGUUGUGCCCGAGAAGAAGGCGCUUGAAGAAUGGGCGGCAAAUAAUCAAGAGAAAGGAGAUUUUCAGUCUCUGUGCAGUAAUAUAAAGGCUAGGAAAUACAUGCUAGAUGAGCUCAACAGCACUGCCAAAACACAUAAUCUUCGCGGUUUUGAGAUGUUAAGAGGUGUUCAUCUAGAGCCUGCUCCUUUUGGCAUCGAUCGGGAUCUAGUUACUCCAACUUUUAAACUCAAGCGCCCACAGCUGCUCAAGUAUUACAAGGACUGCAUUGAUCAGUUGUACAGUGAAGCCAAAGAAACAAAAGCAUAAAAACAGCAUCAUCCUGGGAAAUUUCUACAGAUGGUCUAGAGUCAGGAUUAAAGCCUCGUCCUCACAAACUGGGCAAGGAAGAAAUCAGGCAUUUCUCCAACAGUCUUGUUCUCAUCAAUGUUCAUGUAUAUGGCAAUAAGUUCAAAAAUUUUCAGGGUGUAUGAUAAAUCUAUCCUUAUAUUUCUCUCUUUAGAUCUUUCUUAGAUAUAGAACUAAUCGAGUAACAGUUAUAUAAAUAUCAUGUCUUGAAUCUUGCAGUGGGAGUAACAUGUUAAUGGGGAUCUAUGCUGUAUAGAGCUUAACUCCA
This is a messenger RNA of Sesamum indicum (sesame), 2483 nucleotides long. RefSeq names its product long-chain acyl-CoA synthetase 2 (gene LACS2). Gene Ontology annotation, cellular component: endoplasmic reticulum; membrane. NCBI's taxonomy places the organism in Eukaryota, Viridiplantae, Streptophyta, Magnoliopsida, Lamiales, Pedaliaceae. Gene Ontology annotation, biological process: wax biosynthetic process; fatty acid metabolic process; cutin biosynthetic process. The record is from RefSeq and is a predicted model, not a curated record. Gene Ontology annotation, molecular function: long-chain fatty acid-CoA ligase activity.